This is a messenger RNA of Leptinotarsa decemlineata (Colorado potato beetle), 1275 nucleotides long. Its product is annotated as RIB43A-like with coiled-coils protein 2. The record is from RefSeq and is a predicted model, not a curated record. NCBI's taxonomy places the organism in Eukaryota, Metazoa, Arthropoda, Insecta, Coleoptera, Chrysomelidae.
CAUACCGUGCUCUAUCGACAAAACAUCGUGACACGUUUUUUCACCCCACUGAUUUGUCAUCCAAUCUGACGUUUUCUUACCGCAAGUGCGAAUAAUUUUUGAAAAAAAUGUUGAAUUUCCAACUGAUGACUGAACGAGAUCGAAGGGAAGCCGCAGCCAUCGAAAAACGAAGAGCACUAGAAGAGGAAAGGAAAAAGAGGAUUUUCAAUCCUCGUGCACGACUCAUUGGGGUAGAUGCUGAAAAUCUGAAAAAUCAAAUAGAAGAGAAGCGACGUGAAGAACUUGAACAGCAGAAAAUCAAUAGACUGUUUGAAGAGCAACUCACCAAAUCUGAUGCAAUAGCUGUUGCUCUAGAACAGAAAGAGAGAGAGGAGAGAAUCAAGCUACAGCAGGAGAUUAACAAUUAUCGGAAGAAUUACCAGAAACCAGAAGACAGGCGGGAAUUCGAUCUUAAUGAUCCGAAUUUUAUGAAGAAGGCGCUGCCGUGUCGAAUCAGAGAUGACGAUCCGAGAUUGGGCCCUUCAUCUGCUCAAAAGUUUGAAGGUGAAGACCUCUCUAGUGAUCAGCGAGCCAAAAUUCAACACGAAGAAAUAAGAGCUUGGUUAGAUCAGCAGAUGAGAGAGAAAGAAAAGGCGGAAAAAGAUAGAAAAGAUGCCGAAGAUGCUUACAAAGCUGCACUGAUAGCACGCGAUCAAAGAUCCUUAGAACUAGAAGCGAUGGAACGGGAAUGUAGAAAAAAGUUACAGGCUGCUUGCUUGAAGUUUAAUAAAGCAUUGGCCGAAGAGAAGCUAUGCCAGAAACAGAAAUUGGAACAUCAAACACGAAAUGAUAACCUAGCAGAAAUUUGUAACGCCAUGACCAGUGACAUGCUCACCGAAAAUCCAGAGGUAGCUCAAAGCAAUUUGGGAUUGGGAAGAAAAAUUGGUUUUCUUUAUAAAGGGAUGACCGAAGAACAGAAGAAGCAGAUUAGAAGAGAGCAAUUGGCUCAAAUCGAAGAAAUAAAGAAAAAAAAGGAGCUGGAAGAAAGAAUGAACGAAGAAAUGGAUGACUAUACGAAUGGAAUCCAAAAAACCAUAUACCUGAUGGAUCGUGAAUUGGAAUCUAAGCAAAGGCAGAGAAACAAGCAACUAGCAGAAGAAAACAAGAGAAUGGCGGAUGAACAAAACAAUCACAAGAAGUUUUUGGACAAAAUUGUGUAUUCAAAUGUUCCCACUGAAGCUUUCUAUGACCAAUUCAAUAGAUCAACUAGAUAAAAUAAAAUUCUUAUGAAAUUCG